This is a messenger RNA of Clonostachys rhizophaga, 1767 nucleotides long. Lineage: Eukaryota; Fungi; Ascomycota; Sordariomycetes; Hypocreales; Bionectriaceae. The record is from the annotation of a GenBank genome assembly.
AUGGCCACUCGAUCCUCCUCCCAUCCGAGGGAGUCGAAAGAGGAUGACCCCAAGGUCUCAGCCGAGUUCGGCGCCCAAGAGACCAUGGUCCAACACCAAACCCAGCGAGGUCUUUCUCCCCGCCAUCUUCAGCUUAUGACCAUAGCAGGUGGUAUUGGCGUGGGUCUCUUUGUGGGCGUUGGCUCAGUCCUACGGGAUGCUGGUCCGUUGCCUCUAAUUCUCGGCUACUUUAUCUACGGAGUUUUCUUCAUAUGGCCGACCUGUUUGAACGUGGCGGAAAUGGCUGCCUGGCUUCCUAUCCGUGGAUCUAUUUACGAGCUUGCGAACAGAUAUGUUGAUCCCGCGCUUGGCUUUGCCAUGGGCUGGACGUACUUUUUUGCUGGCACAAUGCUUGUUUGCACGGAAUACUCAGCCGUCGCGACCGUGAUGGAGUAUUGGAUCACCACUGUUAACCCGGCUGUGUGGGUGGCAAUGUCAAUGGUCGUGUGUUACUUUUUGAAUAUGGUUGCAGUCAAGUGGUAUGGCGAAACUGAAUUUAUAAUGGCAUCUACAAAAGUCCUUCUUCUUAUUGGCUUAGUAUUCGCGACAAUCAUCACCAUGGCUGGUGGUAACCCGCACCAUGAUGCAUAUGGGUUCCGUAACUGGUCAAACGGGAACUUCAUUCAUCAGUACUAUACAGAUGGCGCUACAGGAGUGUUCCUUAGCAUCUGUGUGUCCCUCAGAUAUGCCGUGUUCACAAUGCCAGGACCUGAUAUGAUUGCUCUCGCAGCAGGGGAAAUCCGAAACCCUCGAAAAACCAUCCCCAGUGUUGCCAAGAUGGUUCUAGCACGUGUUAUGGGAAUAUAUGUUAUCGGCGUCCUUGCUGUGGGCAUUAUCUGUUCUUCUCGAGAUGAAAGGCUUCUGGGAGCUAUUGAAUCAAAGCAAGCUGGCGCCGCAGCGUCCCCUUGGGUGCUGGGCCUGCUUAAUGUCGGAAUUGAAGGCUUCUUGCCUGGCUUGAUUAACUUUCUGAUUCUUCUUUCUGGCCUUUCGUGCGGCAAUGCCUUUUUGUAUAGCUCGAGCCGAACAUUAUACUCUCUAGCCCAGGGAGGACAAGCGCCUAGGAUUCUUCUCAGAUGCACGAAGGCCGGUGUUCCCUGGAUAGCAGUCACAGUUAUCACCGCCAUCUCCUGCCUGUCAUUCCUUGUGGCAUCCAAUGGAUCUAACGUUGUCUUUCUAUGGUUUGUGGGUCUGACAACGGUUUCUCUGUGCGUCAACUUUACAGCGAAAGCUUGGGUUUUCAUAGGAUGGCGCCGGGCUCUCAAGGCGCAAGGAUACGCUUUAGUUGGGAAGAACAAUAUCAACCAGGCACCUUGGCUUUCCAAAUUGCUGCAUUCGAAGCCCCCAGCCAGCGAAAUAACGGAGAACACUGUUGUAUUCCCAUACAUUGCUCCCUGCGGUAGCUGGACACCUUAUAUGAAUCUCGUUCUGGGAGGAACCGUCUGCAUUUUCAUCGGCUUUGACGUCUUUUCUCCUUUCUCCUAUCGCGGUUUCAUCACCAAUUAUUUUGGCCUCUUUUGGUUUUGCAUCAUGUUCGUCUUUUGGAAGAUUUACAAGAAAACCAAGUUUGUUGAUGUGUCGAAAGUGGACAUUUACGCAGAAGGGCGCAAACAGGCUAUUGAUGAGGAGUGCCGUCAUUGGGAAGACGGCACUAUCGACGUGCUACAGCACGAACAGCUUUCGCAAUACAACAUGUUUGUUCGGGGAUGGAAACGUUUCUGGGGGGAUUAA